Trifolium pratense (red clover) is the source of this 1826-nucleotide messenger RNA. RefSeq lists its product as uncharacterized. The record is from RefSeq and is a predicted model, not a curated record. The transcript is spliced from 16 exons. Gene Ontology annotation, molecular function: RNA methyltransferase activity. Bases 52 to 1536 code for a protein of 494 amino acids. Gene Ontology annotation, biological process: RNA processing. Lineage: Eukaryota; Viridiplantae; Streptophyta; Magnoliopsida; Fabales; Fabaceae.
UUUCGUUAGUACUUUGUUAUCCAUUCCCGCCUCCAAACUCCAAACCGGAAAAUGACUCUCCGACUCAUAACAUCUCCGCCCUCCUUCCCUCGCUUCACCUGUCACGCCAACGCCCUUCCUCCCUCUCCUCAAAUCUCCACACCAACCUCUAUUUCUUCAACUUCACAGCUCCAGUCACUAACAUGCGCACUUCACUGUCCCCAUUUUCAAUCGUGUUCGGGGUGUACGCACGAGCAUAAUCUCCAUCAUCCUGUAAUAUUGGAAGAUGCUAAGAAUUUCUUUCGGAAAUAUGGUGUUACUGACUUCACAUUUGAUACUUGCAAUUUGUGGGGUUGGAGGUGUCGUGCGAAAUUGGCAGUGCGUGGCUCUUCAACCAACCCUCUCAUUGGGCUUUAUGAGGAGGGAACACAUAACGUAAUUGACAUUCCAGAGUGCAAAGCUCAUCAUCCUAAUAUUAAUGCUGCCGUGGAGCUUCUUAGACAAGGUAUUACUGAAUUAGAUAUCGAACCAUUUCUUGAAGAUGAAGGCACUGGCAAUUUGCGAUAUGUUCAGAUGGCUGUGACAACACACAACACCUCUCUUCCUGCUGCAAAAAGAUAUAUGAGUGGUAAGGUUCAGGUUACAUUGGUUUGGAAUUCAAGAAACGAAACUUCUGCUGGUUCAGAGAAACUGAAUGCAUUGGCAAAUUUCCUAUGGAAAAAGGGUGGGCCACGGAGCAGGCUUCAUUUAAUACACUCUGUGUGGGCCAACUUCCAGACUUCUGAGAAAAAUAUAAUAUUUGGGAAUAGAUGGAGACAUCUUCUUGGAGAAAGAGAUUUUUGGGAACAUGUUGGUGGAAUUGAUGUGUCAUUGGCCCCUUCUAGUUUUGGCCAGGCAAAUACACGGGCUUUUGAUGCCUUGCUUCAGAAGUUACAGAAAUAUGUUCCAUAUGAAUCAUCUGUUACUGAUUUGUAUGCUGGAGCUGGGGUCAUCGGGUUAUCAUUAGCCGCCGCAAGAAAGUGCAGAUCUAUUAAAUGCAUUGAGAUUAACAAAGAGUCAAAAGUAUCUUUUGAGAAGACUAUUGAACGUUUGCCUGCCACCGUUGACAGCAACAUCACUUGGCAUCAUGCAGAUGCUUCAAAAGAUCCUUUUUCGUGGCUUAUGGGCUCAGAUGUUGUAGUCAUUGAUCCUCCUAGAAAAGGACUAGAUUCAUCUCUUAUUGAUGCACUGAAGAAUAUAUCAUCAGUGGCGCGUAAAGUUUUGUCAUCAUAUGAACGCUCAAACAACACACAAGAAGAGAAAAGACCAUGGAUUUUACGUGCUCAUGAAGCUUCAGUCCAUAUCAAAAGCAAAUCACCUGAGGCAAACAUUCCUUUGGUGCCACAAACCCUUAUUUAUAUAAGUUGUGGAUGGGAAAGUUUUAAAGAGGACUGCAAGUCAUUGUUGUCAAAUAAUGUAUGGCAUUUGGAAAAAGCUCACGGUUUUAAUUUCUUUCCUGGUACUCAAAGCUGUGUUUUAGUGUGCGUGGGAAAGAAUGGGGGAGAACUUUUAACCUAGUGUAGAGUCUGCAAUGGAGAGAGCAUAUUCAGCAUUGAAGUUCUGGCAGUGUUCAAGAGGGCACCUCAGAAAAAGAAACCGGGAAAGAAAAAGAAAAAACACUCACAAGGAGCUGCUAGACCAAAAUGAGCACGUGAUUCAGUACUGUCCAAUUUUGCGCAGAAGAAAGAAACGGGUAGAUUUAGUAGCAGUCUCAUGUUUUGUACUAAUUGGAAAAGGGAAUUUAUUUCAUUGUUUGAUAAAUUGUGUACAAAUAAUUUAAUAUAAUUUUUCGUCGCAUCUUUAUGAUA